CGGGCGCGUCCCCUUUGUGGCGCGGCUCCCGGCCCUGGCAGCGGUCGGCCGCGGGCACGGAGGGCGGCGGCGGCAGCAGCUCCUCCCGUGCCCGCCACGGGCUACCUUGGUGGAGGGGGGAGAGAGAACCGGCAGCCUCCGGUUGGCCGCAGUCGGUGCGUCCCAGUGGCUAAGCCGCCGUAAACACCAAGGAACGAAGCGAUCAUCCGUUGAAAUGCAGGCGGGCGCCGGGCGCUUUCCCUGAGCUGGUCCCCGUGGCCAUGCAAAGCCCCCCCGUCCCCUUGCCUCGGGCUUCCCCCGGAGCGAAGUCAGCAGUCGCUGCUGGUGCUGCCUCCGUGGAGUCUGCGAGGGGCUCCUUUUGGGGCGCAAACUCUGCCUCUGGGCCCUUGUUCGGCUGUAGCGGGAGCAGGCGGAGGUAUCGCCCGAAAGCCUUCGGGUCUCCAGGCCAGGGCGAGGAGGGGCUUCUCCCGGGGCUCUGCAAAGACACCCCGAGCGGAGUUGCUGCUAGCUGAGUUCGACCGCUGAGCCUUAGAGGGUCGCUUCGCUUUUGUCUUUGUGUGGUUGGACUGCUAUGGAAUAUGAUGAGAAGCUGGCCCGUUUCCGGCAGGGCCACCUCAACCCGUUCGACAAGGCCCCACUGCAGAAUCGGCAGGAGCAGAAGACAGCCGGGGCCGGAGAGGGCUUUCCUCAGAAAGACGUGAAUCUGGGAUUGUCUCCAGAGGAGCCAGUCUUUCCUUGCUCAGAGCGCACCAUGGACCUGGGCUUGGCCGAGGACCAUUUCUCGCGCCCAGUGGGCCUGUUCCUGGCCUCGGAUGUGGAGCAGCUGCGGCAGGCCAUCGAAGACUGGAAGCAGAGGAUCCUGGAGCUGCCAGAUAACUCUGAGAAGCAGAAGGAUGCCGUGGUGCGACUCAUCCACCUGCGGCUGCGGCUCCAAGAGCUGAAGGACCCCAGUGAGGAUGAGCCCAACAUCCGGGUGAUCCUGGAGCAUCGUUUCUACAAGGAGAAGAGCAAAGGAGUGAAGCAGACUUGUGACAAGUGCAGCACCGUUAUCUGGGGGCUGAUCCAGACCUGGUACACCUGCACGGGCUGCUCCUAUCGCUGCCAUAGCAAAUGCCUGGACCUCAUCACCAAGCCAUGCGUGCGCUCCAAGGUCAGCCACCAGGCCGAGUACGAGCUGAGCAUUUGCCCGGAGACGGGCCUGGACAGCCAGGACUAUCGCUGUGCCGAGUGCCGGGCACCCAUCUCUCUCCGUGGGAUCGCAGGUGAGGCUCGGCAGUGUGACUACACAGGCCUCUAUUACUGCAGCAGCUGCCACUGGAAUGACCAAGCUGUCAUCCCCGCCAGAGUCAUCCACAACUGGGACUUUGAGCCCCGCAAGGUCUCUCGGUGUAGCAUGCGCUACUUGGUGCUAAUGGUGUCCCGGCCAGUCCUCAAACUGCGGGAGACCAACCCUCUUCUCUUCAAUUACGUUGAGGAGCUGGUGGAGAUCCGGAAACUGCGUCAGGACAUCCUGCUCAUGAAGCCGUACUUCAUCACCUGCAAGGAGGCCAUGGAAGCUCGGCUGCUGCUCCAGCUGCAGGACCGGCAGCACUUUGUGGAGAAUGACGAGAUGUAUUCCCUGCAAGACCUGAUGGAUAUCAACGCCGGGCGGCUCAGCUGCUCCCUGACGGAGAUCCACACACUCUUUGCCAAGCACAUCAAACUGGACUGCGAGAGGUGCCAAGCAAAGGGCUUUGUGUGUGAGCUCUGCAAGGAGGGAGAUGUGCUCUUCCCCUUUGACAGCCACACUUCAAUGUGCACGGACUGUUCGGCUGUCUUCCACAGGGACUGCUUCUACGACAACUCCACAACAUGCCCCAAAUGCGCUCGACUCAGUCUCAGAAAAGAGUCCUUGCUCAGGGAGCACAAUAUGGAGCUGCAAGCCUAAGUGUCACUUCUCUGAAAUGGAGGGGAUGACAGCCAAACCACAGAAUUCCCAGCUUGCCUGUGACUUACUUGUCCUUCUUGAAGAGAAGCAGCUCAGACUGGUGAGGAAAGAAAACUUGGCAGAGGAGGGUGAGGUGGGAAUGCCACGGCCAAGCUGCAAAGGAUGCUGCCCCUCCACCUCUGGACAGAUGUCAAGAUUCUCCUUGAGUUUCCGAGUCUGAGGGAGUUUAGUCCUGGCUGCAACUGGCAGAGGUGGAGAAGUGGCUGCCAGAUGAGUUUAUGGAAAAUGGUGACCACCUCCCCUCAGUAACUGGGUAAUAUCAUCCCUGUUUGGCUGGCACCGAGUCCAGCUAUUCUGGCUUCUUUACAGACCAUGAUAGUUCAGCGAAGACAAUGGCUGCAGCUGGGCAGGCUGUAGAAAUGGUGGCAUUUGGAAAGUUGUUCCUAUGACCUGGAGGCAUUUGUCUUGGAGACUUGGUUUUCCUUUCCCAUCCUCUUAGCCCAAAAUGAUGGCAAUUGCCAGGACUGGAUGUAUCAUAGAACAGUCUCUGCCAGCCAUGAAAAGAGACUAUGGGACUCUAUACCACAGUAAUUUAUCACAAGCACUAAAAUCACUUUAAAUAAAGCUAAGCAUAAAUAUUGAA
Molecule: messenger RNA, 2570 nt
Organism: Ahaetulla prasina
Lineage: Eukaryota; Metazoa; Chordata; Lepidosauria; Squamata; Colubridae
Gene: DEF8
Product: differentially expressed in FDCP 8 homolog
Exons: 12
Coding region: 572-1927 (451 amino acids)
Source: RefSeq, a predicted model, not a curated record